Molecule: messenger RNA, 619 nt
Organism: Schistosoma guineensis
Lineage: Eukaryota; Metazoa; Platyhelminthes; Trematoda; Strigeidida; Schistosomatidae
Source: the annotation of a GenBank genome assembly
UACAAGGUCAAUUAAAAAUUAGUAAAUAGACUGAAUUCAAAUAUAAUUAAGUAAUUUAUUGAAUUGGGAAAAGAUAAAAAUUAAAAAAAAUAAUAAAAACGAAUAAUAAUGUGGAAUAUGUCAACAAACACGACAGUAAUAAGUGUUUUCUUAAUUAUUCAUUUAGAAUUAUUUAUUGUUGAUUUGUUGCCAAUCCAUACAAAUAAUAUUGCAAUACAACGUUACCGACCUAAACGAUGGGCCUAUUAUGAAAUACAUAAAUGUGGUCGUAUUAAAGGAUAUAGUUGUUUAGAGCAUCGUCAUUGUUAUGAACGUUAUCUACGGCAUGAUAUGGUUUGUUUUGAAGUUUAUCCAUGUUUAAGUUCAUGUAUAUUCAUUGCUCAGUUAUAUGACUAUGAGAAAUUUGCACAACAAGUUGAACGUUUAAUGAUCAAGGGAAUACCAGUCAAUAAUCAUGAUGAUGCAGUAAAUUUUGUACGUGAAAAAACAAAGAAAUUAGCCAAAGAUUUAAAUAUGUCACUGCCAUUAGGUGGAAUAUGACAGAAUAAGUUAGUUUUUAUUUUGUAUACAACCAAUGGAUGAAAUAUGGCACAUUUAAUAAGAGCGGAAUCAUUUAUUG